AUGUCAACACCGACACCAAGAUCAAAAAUCAUGCCUGGACAAGCUCUCGACGGUUCUCCCCUCGCAAGUGAUGUACUCUCUAGAAGUCUGUCCUCAUUCGGCCCUCCGAUAUCGACCCUAUCCCUAAACAAGGGGACCAAGAGGAAAGCAAGCAGUAUGGAGAAGGUCAAACCACCUCAGGCUGCUUCACAAUCGUUCCUGCCCAUUAAGCUAGAGCCGGGCUCGUCACAUCGUUUCGACUACAGAGGAAGCCAUAUGAAAGACAUUCACCAUGAGCUUUGUGAAAUACCAACAGGACACGCGAGCAGCUCGAGUAGCGAUGAUACGGAUGACCAAGUGCUCGAACUCCAUGAGAAAGAGGGUACUUCCACAAUGGGACCGUCCAGGACACCACGGGCCGCUGGAGUACGGCUCAAUAUGUCGUCUGGAGACAUAUUUGCCCUAUCAAAAGACGAAUCGGGAAUUCAUACGGCUAGUGGUGCGCUAAUAAACAACUACGGAGGGACUCAUGGCUUGCUGCGCCCUUUGUCAGUGGUCGACAAUUCUCCGCCAACACGCUGGCAGAAAGCCUCUGGACGAGCAAAGGAACCUCGCCGUCACUCUGGGAAAAGGCUUGACGAUGUGGCUUACGACUCCAUUCCAGACUAUGCUCCUCCGAUAUCAACUCUACCCAGAGGCAAUCCGCACAGCCUCCGAGUCGAGUGGCGCCAUAAAACCUUCGCUGACCUCUCCAACGACCCAGACCGACAUAUGCUUCACGAGGCGGAACUCAAACUUGCAACGUGUCUGAACUUGAGCUGUGCAAAAUAUUUAUGCACCAAACGUCGGAUCUUCCAAGCUCGUUUCGAAGUUUUACAGGCAGGCAGAGAGUUCAAAAAGUCAGACUCCCAGAAAGCUUGCAAGAUAAACAGCAAUAAGGCUGGCAAAUUAUGCGGCGCAUUCGAGAAGGUCGGAUGGUUCGACAAGAAGUAUUUCCUCGAGUACCUAAAUAAAAGUAACAACCCAUUCACGACAGGCAACAAUGAAGACGAUGACCGGGGAAGCCUUUCUUCGGGACUGACUGAACCCGACAUUUGGGACGUCAGCGAGUCAGAAUUCCAUUUCACAAGCGAGGAAGACGAGGAGUCCACCAAUGAUGAUACUGCAGACUCAAGUGUCUCAUUUGAUGGCGGACAUGAUGAGACUGGAGAGGUGAAGAACCUCGACUCGUAUCGAGGCAACUCGUUGAGGAAGCAACAUUAUGGACUUUCACUCGUUGGUGGGGACGGAAGCCAACGAAGAGUUCUUAUUGACGAAACAAUUCAAACUCAUGACACUUCAUCUGGGAACCAGACUGUAGACGAAGCCUCAACGAUCGAGGACAGAAGAGAAAGGAGAGGAGCUGUACUUGAAGAGGCAGUGUUUCCCCGGAAUCCUGACGGUCCUUCUGGAGAUAACAACGAAGAAGUUCCAGUGCUCGAGACCAGAAGCAUGACGCAAAAGAUCGAGCUUGCUCUCAACAGCCGUUCUGAAGAUAAGUCCGACGGGGUUUCCACCAUCAAAGCCAAAAGUAGUCAGCAGAAGUUGAGUUUGAAGAAACUUCAUCAAGGUGCAGCUCCCACCAAUCAAUUCAGUGCACGAAACCCUGUUGACCCCAUACCUCACUCUUUGGAUGAAGCAAAUGCUGCGGAUAUCAUGCUUGUGAAGAUGAAGGAGAAGGGCCGCACGUGGCUCGAAAUUGAAGAGGCCUGGGAAAAGAAAACAGGCAAAGCGCAGAGUACAAGGACACUGUCAUGUCGGUAUACCCGCAUCGUGGCAAACAUUGCCAGCUCCGGACUUAAACCAGACGAGGUUCGUGAUAGUGGUCGCUCGAUCACUUACCCUCGACUUGAACCGGAUGAUGUGAGUGACAACGGUUCGAUCACUCAACCUAAUCUAAGCUCACCAAAUCACGACCAGCUUUUGCUUGCAACCGAAGCUGAAAUUGAGGAAACUUUCCAACGUGAGAAGGCUGAUAUAGUUGCUGAAAUGGAAAGCAAUUUUGAAUCGGAGAAGUGGAAUCUGGUCGCUGAAGCUAUGUCACGUAUCGGAUCGGCCCAUCAUUCGGCAGAAUCGAUCCGGGCACAGCAUGAAAGAUUGAGUAUGUAUGCUAAAAGAGCUGAUCCGAAGGACGCAGAAAAUGAUGACACCUUCACUGAUCUGCCACGGCGAACAACCCGUGCUGUGAGCGCGAGGAAAACUGAGACGUCGAGUCCGUUAAGGCAUGGGGUCGGAAGACACGACGAGGCCUCAAAUGCAACCAAUUUGCCUCACCCACAACAUCCACGGCUGCUUCUGUAUCAAAAUUGUCUGGACUCCAAAGGGCAAGCCACUACAGCUAUCCGUGGACAAGUGUCCGCCAAAAGGUCUCGCAAGUGUGAAAGUUGUGGCAGAAAGUAUGAAAGUCAAGCAGGCCUCAUCUACCACCGUGAACACCACCCAAACUGCGAGUUGACCACACCCAGGUCCUAUAAGAGCAAGAAAAGAAAGUUAAACAGCCACUCAAAUCCAGGACAUACUCAGCCAAGGGCUGACGGCCCGUUCGCAAUUCUACCCGCUCCCCGGGUCUCUUCCCCCAACCUAACGCCACGCCAAACUCCUACAGCUCUACCUCAUGUCGACAGAAUCGGCAAUGCGCCUGCACUCGAAUAUGCCGAUCCCGGCCCUUCUGCGGACGGGGCCGAACGCGGACGCCGCAAAAAUAAAUCGCAAACUCACGCCGAACAGAGUGCACGGGCGCGAAGAUUGUGGGCAAUACGACGAGUACUGGGUACGGACGGUCGACGUGGUGGCCCGCCGAAGGCAAGUACGAUCGCAAAUAAAGCAAAAAUGGCAAUUUCUAAAACUACGCCUUACGGUGAAACCUCUCUCACUCCCACGGUCACAAAGCAGGGCGGUCACUCUACGGAACCGUUGCCAACCCAAACAAAGACUAUAGGGAUCGGAAAGGAAGUCUGUCGUGACGCCAACCAGAUUCAGCAAUCCCUCGAGCAGAUAAUACCUGCAGCUUCUCAAACAGACAGUGGCCCGGGACAUGACAAGCCUUUCAGGAUGCAUGGUGAAAAUCGCCAUACGUGUAGGAAGUGCGGGAUGAACUACGCCCACAAGGCCAACCACUAUCGUGUGAUUCCCAAAAUCGGCUCCGAGCACACGCGAAGAAUGGCCGCGAACAACGCGGCAGCGGAGACCCACUUAGGUUCUGCCAUCACAGAUGUAGCCGUGGAAAGUACUUCUGAUAUCCUACAGGGGCAGAUGAACUUUGAGAUUUCUUCCAGAGAGCAGAGUCGUGAACUAUCGCUGUCACGUGAGGACAGAGUACUUCCAGGGGAAGUUCAUGGUUAG
Molecule: messenger RNA, 3360 nt
Organism: Letharia columbiana
Lineage: Eukaryota; Fungi; Ascomycota; Lecanoromycetes; Lecanorales; Parmeliaceae
Exons: 2
Coding region: 1-3360 (1119 amino acids)
Molecular function (GO): protein binding
Source: RefSeq, a predicted model, not a curated record